CCGCCCGCGCGAGCCCCAGCCGGCCGCCCACGUCUGCCCAGCCCGCGGCCCACGCUCGCCCCAGGCCUGCCAGCAUGCCCGCCGCACCAGGGGGCACCCACAGGUGCCUCCAGGCCCUUCUCCUGGCCCUGAUCUUGCUCCUGUUGGCCAGCAUCCUGUACAUGAACACCGGGCUGUUCACACCCCUGCUCGGGGGCCGGGCCGAGGGGCCGCCCAUCAUCAACGUCAUGUUCCUCAAGACGCACAAGACGGCCAGCAGCACGGUGCUCAACAUCCUCUUCCGCUUCGCGGAGACGCACAACCUGUCGGUGGCGCUGCCCGCAGGCAAUAGCUUCCACCUGGGGUACCCCUGGCUCUUCCUGGCACGCUACGUGGAGGGCUGGGGGGGCUCGAAGCCCGGCCUGCAGCGGCGUUUUAACAUCAUGUGCAACCACCUGAGGUUCAACCUGCCCGAGGUUCAGAAAAUCAUGCCCAACGACACGUUCUACUUCUCCAUCCUCAGAAACCCCGUGUUCCAGCUGGAGUCUUCCUUCAUCUACUACAGGGGCUACGUCCCCGCGUUCAGGAACGUGCAGACCCUGGACGCCUUCCUGGCCUCGCCACGGACCUACUACGACCAGAAAGGGGGCCUGCACAACGCCCACGCCAGGAACAACAUGUGGUUCGACCUGGGCUUCGAUAACAACGCGCCGGCCGAGGAGGGCUACGUGCGCGCACGCCUGGCCGACGUGGAGAAGCGCUUCCAGCUGGUGCUCAUCGCCGAGCACUUCGACGAGUCCAUGGUGCUGCUGCGGCACCUGCUGCACUGGCAGCUGGACGACGUGGUGGCCUUCCGCCUCAACUCGCGCAGCCAGCGCACUGUGACCCGCCUGACGCCCGAGGCCCAGGAGCGCGCCAAGCGCUGGUGCGCCCUGGACUGGCGCCUGUACCAGCACUUCAACCGCACUUUCUGGGCGCGCGUGCAGGCCGAGCUGGGGCCACACCGCCUGCGCUCCGAAGUGGCCCGGCUGCGGGCGCGGCGGCAGGAGCUCAUGACGCAGUGCCUGCAGGACGGCGUGGCCAAGAACAAGACACAGAUCACCGACCCCCGGCUGCACCCCUACCAGUCGGGUGACGCCAGCAUCCUGGGCUACAACCUCCGGCCGGACCUGGACAACCAGACGCGGCAGGUGUGUCGCAGGAUGGUCAUGCCUGAGCUCCAGUACAUGGCCCACCUGUACGCCCUGCAGUUCCCCAACAAGCCCCGCAAGAAGAUCCCCUUCCCCCAGUAGAGGGACAGCGCCGGGGACUGGGCCCCCGUCCCGGCAUCGUUCCCGUCAUCGCCGAGACACGGCUUGCGGUGGGGGGCUGCCGGGGCAGUGGCUGGCCGGGCGGAGACCCCCAUGGAGGCACCCACCCGUGAUCCACCUCCUUGGGGGCGCCUCCGCCGUGGGGGCCUGGUCCAGGGCGGUGGGCCCGCCCAGCCUGUGGGGAUGACCUGGUGCGUCAGGUGGGGCGGUCUCAGCAGGUGGGAAAGGGAGUGGUACUUAAUCACAUGUUGAUGGAAGAACACACAGGGGCACCUUGGCCAUCAGAGGGACCCCACCCAGGGAAUCCAGAGGGCUUGGGCAGCAGGGCCGGGGGGCCUCCGAGGAGCCCACGGCAGCUCCCGGGGUCUGCGGGCCAUGGGCCAUGGCGCUGGUCACAGACUCCAGGCAGCCCCUGCCCGCGGGCAGCACCUGGAAGCUGGCAGGAGGCCACAGGGAUCCGGAACGUCCAGCUUCCCGUCUCUGGCUGUCAGCGGCUUCUUUGCGACUGAAGAUUGGGUUUCGGUUGAGAAAUGUGAAAACUGCUUCUGGUCAGAGCCCAGCUCCCUGUUCGGAUGACCCCCCGGGAUGUCUGGCGCAGGAGGAAACGUCUGACCUGCGGGACCGUCGCCCAUGGCUCACGCCCGCCGUCGUCCCAGAAAACACACUGGAGGCUGUCCCUGUUUGUCAAUGGUGGGGAGGGACUGGGGGGCUCCUGCCCAGCGGGACGCGGUCCUGGCUGCCUGGCGGGCCAGGGGUUAGAGCCGGCAGGGGUGCCCACGGGGGCUGUAGACCCUGGGUCCCGAGAGAUGCGGGUGCCUGCAGUGCCCAAGAAACAGAGGCUCAGUCCGGCCCAUCUGCCAGCCGCCCGGGGUCCCUUUCCUCCCACGGGAUGGCAGGGACCGUGUGGGGCCCUGGCCGCACCCCUCAGGGCCAGCCCGGCGGUCAGAACAGGCAGCAGCCCCCAGGUUCAUGGAGGGAGAUGUAGGAGGAAUGAGUUUCAGUGCGAUUAGAGGACACACUGCUGAGAUGCUGCGAGUAAGAGGACACUGGACACUGAGCACCGCUUCCCCAGCCCCGCACAGGGACGGGGAGCCACGGAACCCCAGGAUCCCUCAUCCGUGACCCCGAGGGUCAGCACGGCGGGGAGACCGGGGGCCGCCACGUCCCUGAAAGGCAGUGAGGCUUUACGGGGAAGAAACCACAGAGAGACCCCAGUCACACUCAGCGCCUGGAGCAUUGGGGGGGCUCCACAGGUUCUGGGAAAGCGGCGCCCACGUGCCCGCUGCCACCAGCCGCCAGCCCAGGGCACACACUGCCCCCUCCCCGCGGCACAGACGUGGCUCGGAUCCCAGCUGCAUGCAGGGCAGGAACUCGGAGGUGCGGUCGGAAUCGAGGGUAUUUGCUUUUGCCUCUGGUUGGCAGGAAUGUAAACUGGUUUUGUCUCUGCAGAAGGAAAUUCGGGGUAUUGUUACACUGUAAAGGGCACAUGGUUGGAGGGAGGCUCCUCGGCAAACAGCCGGGAAAUCCAUGCAAACACCCGAGUCUCCCGCGCCUAGGGAAGCCCCGGGGCACGGAUUCCGGCACGGACUUCCUUCAGCUGCCGGACAGAGGGACACCCAGGCCUUGGCAACGACAGAUGGCCGCGGGGGGCAGGGGCCCCUGCCACGGAGGAAGCCCAGGAGGCGGACCUUCUGAUUUGUCAAGAGAAGCUGGAAAUACAGGUUUUCCUGUGAAAUCUCCACAUUUAAAACGGCUGGUGUCUCAUGCAAACAUUUAUCAGGGUGGUGGUGGGGGCGCGGGGCGGUGAGCAGGUGGAGGGGAUAGAGCUCGGAGCUUCCAGCAUCGGGCCGGCUGAGGGCUCUGCGUAGAGGGGCGCGGCUGUGUUGUCUGCGGACGUGCUCCUGUCCCCUCAGCACGGACGGUACAGCCUCAAACUAAUAGAAUGUCGUUUGUCGCAAGCAAAAAAACCAAAACAGAGCGCCCAGCUCUCUCUUGUGUCUGUAGAGGAGAGGGGAUGGGGGCCUAGGAGGAGCCGCUCGCUCCCCUACAUGAGUGGACAGGAAAGAUCAUUACGAGCGUACUUAAAAUUUUUUUGAGUAUUUUUGGGAGCGUCUAUGAAUAAAAGCUUUUC
Nyctereutes procyonoides (raccoon dog) is the source of this 3420-nucleotide messenger RNA. RefSeq names its product galactose-3-O-sulfotransferase 2 (gene GAL3ST2). Gene Ontology annotation, biological process: glycolipid biosynthetic process; glycoprotein biosynthetic process. The record is from RefSeq and is a predicted model, not a curated record. Gene Ontology annotation, cellular component: membrane. Lineage: Eukaryota; Metazoa; Chordata; Mammalia; Carnivora; Canidae. Gene Ontology annotation, molecular function: galactosylceramide sulfotransferase activity.